Messenger RNA from Hylaeus anthracinus, 1128 nucleotides. It is a transcript of the gene Taf9, whose product is annotated as transcription initiation factor TFIID subunit 9. Gene Ontology annotation, biological process: RNA polymerase II preinitiation complex assembly; DNA-templated transcription initiation. Gene Ontology annotation, cellular component: SAGA complex; transcription factor TFIID complex. Gene Ontology annotation, molecular function: protein heterodimerization activity; RNA polymerase II general transcription initiation factor activity; transcription coactivator activity. The transcript is spliced from 4 exons. Bases 292 to 1092 code for a protein of 266 amino acids. Lineage: Eukaryota; Metazoa; Arthropoda; Insecta; Hymenoptera; Colletidae. The record is from RefSeq and is a predicted model, not a curated record.
AAUGAUACAUUUGACAUAUUAACUAAUAAUAGACAAGUGAGAAUAUUUAAAAGAAAAUAUAUUAUUUCAUUGAAGGAGUUCAAAAAUAUUGAACAAUGAAUGCUGAACACUGAAUAAUUGAAUACUGCAUAUUUUGAACUUCAUCGGUGGCUCCACUGUAACGCGUACUUCAGUUUUGUGUUCGAUUUUGAGUGCAACAUUGAGCAACGCUAACCUAGAAUACAAUCCAUCAAUUGUGUUCUUUAAUUGUUGUACGUGUGGUGCAACAAUAACAGUUAACGUUUAUGGAAAAUGACAGAGAAAACAAAGACGAUGAGUCACGUAAAACAUAUUCCAAAGGACGCACAGGUGAUAAUGUCAAUAAUGAAAGAUAUGGGAAUCGCUGAUUAUGAACCGAAGGUUAUAAAUCAGCUCCUCGAAUUUACGUAUCGUUAUGUUACUUGUAUAUUAGACGACAGUAGAAUUUAUGCAAAUCAUGCAAAGAAGAAAUUCAUUGAUUUGGAUGACGUUAGAUUAGCAGUAAAAAUGCAAUUAGAACGUACGUUUACAAACCCACCACCAAGAGAUGUAUUACUUGAUGUUGCUCGGGCCAAAAAUAAUACACCGCUUCCAUUCGUUAAACCAAGUAACGGCUUGAGAUUACCACCGGAUCGAUAUUGCUUAAAUGCAACAAAUUACAAACUUAAGAAUGCAACGAAAAAAGUACUUGGAAAACCGUUACAUUCUUUAGUUGGAAACAAUAUUCAAGGUGGUCAGUCUAAGUUAAAAGUAGAAGGAAACAAGACUGGUCUGUCCAUUGUUAAGAGACCAGGAACACUGGCAACUGUUGCCAGAACUCAAACUAUUUCGAUACCAAAGCCUGUGUUGAAAUUUUCAACGGAUCCGUACCGCGUCCAGCAUUCCCAAACGUCCGUUCCUUCUAUCCAUAUUUCAUUGAGACCUCAGCUAUCUGCGUCAGGUACAGCUACUGUAAAGGCACAAGUGACCAAGCCAAAAAUACAAAUCACGUCAGGGCAAACAAUGCCUCCCAUCAAAAUAGAAGAGGAGUCUAUGAAAAGGAAGAGAGAAGAUGACGAUUACGACGUACCAUAAUAUUACACAAUAAACGCUCAUUAUGUUUUUAUUUUA